Messenger RNA from Saccostrea cuccullata (small rock oyster), 829 nucleotides. Its product is annotated as von Willebrand factor A domain-containing protein 5A-like. NCBI's taxonomy places the organism in Eukaryota, Metazoa, Mollusca, Bivalvia, Ostreida, Ostreidae. The record is from RefSeq and is a predicted model, not a curated record. The transcript is spliced from 5 exons. Bases 242 to 829 code for a protein of 195 amino acids.
AAAUGGCAAAAUAAAACGGUAAAAGUGUAACAUUUGGGAUUUUCAGAUUUUUCUACUGACGGAUGGACAAGUUACAAACAUCCCAGAAAUAGUCAAAUUAGUGAAAAAGCAGAAAAAUACUAGAGUGUUUACUUUUGGUAUUGGAGAUGGCUGUUCAACAGAGCUAAUAAGGGAGGUCGCCAAAGUAAGCAAUGGAAAGGCCACUUUUGUGAAAGACAAUGACAGACUACAGUCAAAGGUAAUGUCUGUGUUGAAGAACAGUGUACAAUGCGGAAUUACAGAUGUGUCUUUAACAUGGAAUCUACCUGAAGGUUGUUCUGUUAUCAAUGCCCCGGAAGAAGUCCCACCAAUUUUUCAAGGAGAGAAUCUGAUUCUUUAUGGUAUUAUAUCAGGGGAUAUUUCGAAGCAUGCUUCUAAAACACCUUCGAUGAAAUUGACUGGUAAGGCUGGUGACAAGAAUGUGGAGUUUAAUGUGGAUUUUGACUCGAACAUCAGCAAGUCUAGCGACACAGACGAAUCAUAUCCACUUCAUAGACUUGCGGCCAAAUCCAGAUUAUCAGAAAUGGAAACAAAUGAUGCUAAUGAGAGUUUGAUGGUGGCAUUAAGUACAGAAGUCAAUGUAACGUGCAAACACACGGCGUUUGUCGGUGUAGAUAGAGAGAGCAAAGAGAUUGUAGGAAAAUAUAUACCGAUGCAGAUGACCUCGACAAAGUCGUACAAGAAGAGCUCUAAGUUUAAUUUAUGUGCUGGACUUUCACAUUAUGCCGUACCAAAGUGUAAUUCUGCACAAGGACUCAUGGGGAAAGUGGCAAAUUUUCGUUCAAGUUAG